Molecule: messenger RNA, 778 nt
Organism: Somion occarium
Lineage: Eukaryota; Fungi; Basidiomycota; Agaricomycetes; Polyporales; Cerrenaceae
Source: the annotation of a GenBank genome assembly
AACCCUCAUCACCACGAUCUAUUUCGUUGUAACCUAUAGGGUAGCUUAAAAUACUGUGGCUAUGAACGACCAGGCUGCAUUCUUGACCUCUAUAUUCGGUGACAUGCCGGGGUGGAGCCCGAACAAUGUCGUGGACCCUUCUGGCACAUGUGCAACGACCAAACUUAUGCAGUGCCGGAACUUUGGUGUUUACGAGUGCGAAGUCUCGGCAAAGUUUGAGCGGGGUCCCGAAAAUCUGCAAGAUCUCUCCAAGGACGACUUUCUUGCUCGGAAGAAAGUCGUCGAUGCUGUGGAGAAAUGGAAUGAACAAAGAAACAAGUACGAGACCUACCAUCUUAUUCUUUACGAUUAUGAGAUCGUAAAGGGUUCUACGAAGCGUGUCAGAGACCGAGGUCACCUAAUUUUUAUCGACCUCACUACCUCCCGUUUUCUCCUUGUCAUGUGCUUUGGUGACAGUAGCGAUGCUCACAAGCCGAACGUUUCAUACGAAGAAGAUUACGCGAAACUCACGAAAGCCAACGCGAACCGCUUCAUGUCGUUGGCAAAAUAUGUGUACCACGAUGGAAACAGACCUCAUUUAUACCGUACACGCCACAUACACGACACCCAAACAAGGUCUUCAUCCUGAUUUCCUAGGAACACUCGAACCACCAACAGACUCUAUCAUACCCACCUUUCACGUCACCUCUGACAACUUCUCUCCUUCUUUGCUUCCAGGUGAAGUGGAGAGAAUUGACAACGUGCUUACCGGGUCUCGUAAAAAACUGCCACCUUCAGA